AGCGAUUGCAAAGUGCAAACUCAGAAGUCACUGAGAAGUGUUAUUAAUUUUAUAUUUCAGUUAAAAGAAUCGUUAAACAUACAAAUUUUAUCUUCUUUUGGUCCAAAAAUUGACUUUGGCGCUGUUGGAAUCCCCAGUUAAAACUCUGCUUUCCGUGUAAUCUUACUUCAGUAGUAUUUGCUGACAGGCGACAGCACUCACUGUCCAAAGAUGUUGGCUAGAAGAGUCUGGAAUCCAUGCCUUGCCAUAUUUGAAACUUCCAAACGGACGUUUUCUUCUCGUACCCACCAGAUUUGUCCUGCAAAUAUUCUUCAACAGAAGCCUUUUUAUUCCGCAUCCCUGCAGAAUACCUGCUUUCCUAGUCUGAGGUUACCUUCUUACCGGUUUUACGCAGCGACUGUUCCUAAUGAAAAACUAUCCACGGAUUCCAACGAAAAAUCACAAGAAAAUGAGAAGAAGCCGGAGUCCCCUCCCGAUACGAAUCCGAACAAGGAAAGCCAAGCUGCCACACCUAACAAAGAGAAACAGCUGAUGGAAGAAAUCGCAAAAUUGGAGUCAUCAUCGAAAAAUGCCCAUGCUGGUAGAAUUUUGAAACUGCGAACCGCUUAUAAUGAGUUAUGGCGGAGGCUGAAGACUCGUGUUGAUGGUUUUCCAUCCGUGACAGAGUCGUUCCAGUUGUGGUCUGGAAGGUCUCCGUUUGAGGACAAAUAUCUCCGUGCACUGGCAGAAACUGAAAAUGUACGGCAAAGAUUAACGCGGCAAAUUGAUGAUGCAAAACAGUUCGGAAUUCAGUCGUUCGUUAAAGAUCUGCUCGAAGUUUCCGACAUAUUAUCCAAAGCUAUGGGAUCCGUGCCAGAGGAUGCUUUAUCGGACAAAAAGAAUCCUCAUUUGCAAAAUCUUUUUGAAGGUCUGCGAUUAACCGAAGCUCAGCUGAACAAGGUGUUCAAAAAGCACGGACUGGAGAAAAUUGAAGCAAUGGGUGCGAAGUUUGAUCCAAAUGUUCACGAAGCCCUUUUCGAAGCACCUGGUCAGCAAGGACAAGAACCCGGAACAGUGAUGGCCGUCACACAGACUGGUUUUAAGUUAAAUAACCGGACUAUCCGUCCAGCUCGAGUGGGUGUCGCUAAAUAAGGCGAACAUAAUUUCCAAGGUAGUUCUUCUUUCUUGUUAGACUUCGGCUUCUUGUUGCGGACUUCGUAACAUAAUUUCUGGUUGCCUGUCAAGGGAAUAAAACUGAAAGCUGGUG
This is a messenger RNA of Paramacrobiotus metropolitanus, 1246 nucleotides long. Its product is annotated as grpE protein homolog 1, mitochondrial-like. The coding region runs from base 211 to 1131 and encodes 306 amino acids. Gene Ontology annotation, molecular function: adenyl-nucleotide exchange factor activity; protein homodimerization activity; protein-folding chaperone binding. The transcript is spliced from 4 exons. Gene Ontology annotation, biological process: protein folding; protein import into mitochondrial matrix. Gene Ontology annotation, cellular component: PAM complex, Tim23 associated import motor. NCBI's taxonomy places the organism in Eukaryota, Metazoa, Tardigrada, Eutardigrada, Parachela, Macrobiotidae. The record is from RefSeq and is a predicted model, not a curated record.